This is a messenger RNA of Engraulis encrasicolus (European anchovy), 3421 nucleotides long. It is a transcript of the gene gcgra, whose product is annotated as glucagon receptor a. The record is from RefSeq and is a predicted model, not a curated record. The transcript has 12 exons. Gene Ontology annotation, cellular component: plasma membrane. Gene Ontology annotation, biological process: cell surface receptor signaling pathway; adenylate cyclase-activating G protein-coupled receptor signaling pathway. Lineage: Eukaryota; Metazoa; Chordata; Actinopteri; Clupeiformes; Engraulidae. Gene Ontology annotation, molecular function: peptide hormone binding; glucagon receptor activity; gastric inhibitory peptide receptor activity. The coding region runs from base 69 to 1847 and encodes 592 amino acids.
GUACUGUCCCACCACACUGCUUCCUUGGGGCGCCAUUGGGGACUGCCCCUUGCACGGGUGAGGCAUAAAUGCAUUUUCAUUGUGUGCAGUGUACACUUGUGUGCUGUGGAGUGCUGUGUCACAAUGGCAAUGGGAGUUGGAGUUUCCCAGUUGGGCUUUCACUUUGCUUUCAUUUUGUCAUUCCCUCUCCCCACUGUGUGACCAUAUAUACUGUGUAUUCCUGUGUGCUAUUACAGGUGUCUCCCGCAGUGUCGAUGAAACGAAUAUGGGAAAAAUGGGGCAUAUAUCAUGACGAGUGCACGCGUAACACCAGCCAACACCCUGCAGCUACCGGUGUGGUGUGCAACAGAACCUCUGACAGGUUUGCGUGCUGGCCAGACGGGCUUCCCAACACCACAGUCACCAUUCCUUGCCCCUGGUAUCUGCCCUGGUACGCCAAGGUACAACAUGGCUUUGUGUACCGCGACUGUGGGGCUGAUGGACAGUGGUCGGCGGAGAGGAACACGAGCGAGUGUGAGCUCAUGGGGGACGACGGUGCUGAGAGGCAUGGGAAGAUCCUGGCCAUGUUCCGGGCCAUGUACACGGUGGGCUACUCCCUCUCUCUGGGCGCUCUAGUGCUGGCCUUGGGCAUCCUCAUGGCUUUCAGGAAGCUCCACUGCACCAGGAACAACAUCCACAUGAACCUGUUCGCCUCCUUCAUCCUGAGGGCCAUGUCCAUCCUCAUCAAAGACGCCAUCAUAGAGAAACCCUUCUUCAACUUCGACCGAGACAUGCAGCACCACUCUGAUUACGAAGUGGAGUGGAUGGUCAACAACGAGACAGCGAUAGGUUGUCGGGUUGCCGUGGUGAUGAUGCAGUACAGCAUCACGGCCAACAGCUAUUGGCUCCUGGUAGAGGGCAUCUACCUGCACAACCUACUGGUCGUCACGGUGCUCCACGAGAGGAACUACUUUGGCAUCUACCUCUGCAUCGGCUGGGGUAUCCCUCUAGUAUUUGUGUUCCCGUGGGUGAUUGUGAAGUAUCUCUAUGAGAAUGAAGAGUGUUGGGAGCAGAAUAUAAAUAUGGAGUACUGGUGGAUCAUCCGCUCCCCCAUCCUACUGUCUGUACUGAUCAACUUCUUUAUCUUCAUCCGCAUCAUAAAGAUUCUCGUGUCCAAGCUGAGAGCACACCAAAUGAGAUACUCUGACUACAAGUUUCGGCUGGCUAAGUCCACCCUCACCCUGAUCCCUCUGCUGGGUAUCCACCCCGUGCUCUUCUCCUUCGUCACGGACGAGUCUACCUCAGACCGCGCGCUGGGACUGCGCCUCACCAAACUCUUCAUCGACCUCCUCUUCAGCUCCUUCCAGGGUCUCCUCGUGGCCAUCUUGUACUGCUUUUUCAACAAAGAGGUGCAGUCAGAGAUCCUGAAGAAGUGGAAGCGCUGGAAGCUGGGCCGCAACAUCGAGGAGGAGUACCGCCACACCUACAGCCACACGCUCAACCUGCGCGCCGGCAGCCUGGUCACCCAGCCCUCCAUGAUCCCCCUGCACUACCCAGACACCACCACCACGGCGGCGCCGGACUGCACCAAGCCCAUCGCCACCACCUCCUCCACAAAGACCGCCACCACCUCCCCCAUAAAGACCACCACCACCCGAGUGGACUUUGAGUCGGCCCCAGAGGAGAAGCACGCGCUGGUGGGCUGUCAGAAUGGCAGGACCCUGCGAGGUGGAGGUGGAGGUGGAGGAGCGCUGCCCCUUCAGCCACAGCCCCUGGACUCCCCCGGCUAUGAGGACGCUGGGAGGCCGCUGGUGGACAGGGGCCAGGGCUACGAGGGCCCGCUGGUCAGCAGUGAGAGCAGCCUCUGAGGGGAAGAAGGGACAAAGAGACACGCUCUCGUUCUCCAAGUGAUGAGGUGAUCAGCAGGGCGUCACUGACUGGACUGGAGGUCUGGUCUGGUGUCCUGCUCCGCUGGCUCGCCUCGCUUAUGCAUUCUACACACCUCCACCACACCCACCCUAUCAGCUCUAUGGCAGCUGUGGAUGGGAGACUGGCAACUUGGGACGGAGCUGGGGGCUGGGGACUGGGGUCGAGCCUGGAGAUGAGAUGAGCACCUGACACACAAUAGUGUUUGUGUGUGUGUGUGUGUGUGUGCUUGUGUGUGCUGAGGGAGAUUGGUGCUUUUCGUAUGAUGGUUGUGUAAGAAAACAGAGGAAGCUCACACAGGAGACAGGUCCACUAGUCCACUAGUGCCUGUCGGAUGGUCACCAUUGGCAACCAAGCCAUAUUGUUACUGUACAUGCUCUGCAGGACGGUUGAGGAUGAGGAUUUGUCCAGGAUGCCUGUUAGGCCUCUCUGUUAGCUGUCUCUUAUCCAUGCUCAUCUGACUCUGAACACAGGACAGACACCGGAAAUGUACAAUAACUAUCAUAAUGAACAGUACAAUAGUUGUCAAUAUUGUUUUAAAGGGAAAACAACAAAACUUUUGUAGUUGAGCUGAAUGGUUGGAGCUAUAGCCUGAUAUGACAUAGCUGUUUCAUCAACUGUUGAAGGUAAAAUUUUGAUUCAAGUCAAGACUCAAAUUGCACAAGAAAAACAAUACGAAACAAGAAAACAGAAGAAACAAGAAACAGAAGAACAAAAGUAGGGCAGUCAGUCAGUACAUGACUGCCUGAGGGAAAGGCUCUUUUGUUUGUUUGUUUGUUUGGGCAUGUUGGUGAACGGUGCUUGAAGAGCCAACGAACUAACUUAUCACAUAAUUGUGUGGUUGAGCCGCCGCAGCACCGCCGCAUCAUCGUAACCAUGUGAUUUUCAGAGUGAGGAUUCUGCGCACUUGAAAUACAUUUUGUUCCGAUUUUGCUGGAUCCAGCAAUGAAAUAAUAAAAAACAACAACAAGGAUUUCAAGUGUGCGGCUCCUACAGUCAGUUCCUGGGAUGUGCACACUCUUCCCCUUCAACUGAUGGUAACCAUGUGACUCUUGCUGAACUGAGCCUGCACUAGAGACACCGGACUACUGACAUUGCCAGAGCAAACCCCUGGCAGCUGCUUCAUGUCCCCUUAAAGCACAGAGUCCCCAGAAUGUAAUUUUCUUUUUAAGGUGUGUGUGUGUGUGUGUGUGUGUGUGUGUGUGUGUGUGUGUGUGUGUGUGUGUGUGUGUGUGUGUGUGUGUGUGUGUGUGUGUACAUGUGUGUAUACGUACAUAUGUGUUGUGUGCGUACGUGUGUGUUUUUCCUGAGCGGCCAAAACAAAUCAGUGUUAAGAUCUGCCGUUCCUUUCAUUCCUAUUCCAAACAGUAUCAUUCCCCUCCCUUUUGGGUCCCAGCUGUACCUUUGGGGACUGAGACCAUAUGAAUUGUUGGAACGUUCCCCUUUUCCGUGAUGCAGUGCGAUGUUGUUUGCUCUGUUGUGUGCUCUCUUGAAGGAUGUUUCCACACCGUUUGUG